AUGGCAAAGCUGGAGUUUUUAGAAGGCGGCUACUUCGUCUGGAGAUAUGUCCCAUCUAUGUCUGCGGCCGUCAUUUUCUUGGUGCCUUUUCUCCUCGCAACAGUUGUUCAUUUCUGGAAGAUCUUCCAAAAAAGAGUGCGAUUUUCACUUCCGUUUGCCAUUAGCGGCCUUUUUGAGAUCAUUGGUCAUGCGACUAGAAUCGAUUCCUACAACAAUACUGGAAAAUUGAUGCCGUACUGUAUACAAGUAGUUUUCAUUCUUCUUGGCCCAGCUCUGUUUGCUGCAUCGGUCUACAUGGUGCUCGCUCGCAUAAUUCGCAGCCUCCACGCAAGAAAACACUCUGCUCUACUACUGAACUGUGGGUCUGGAAUGAUGGUCAAUACCGGUCUUAACAACCUCGGGCAGGGGUUCAUUAUUACUAGCCUAUGUUUGCAUGUUGUGAGCUUCUGCUUGUUUAUCCUCACUGUAUAUGUAUUUCAGAAACGAAUGCGUCGUGCUCCGACUGCAGAGGCAUUUGACAUCGCUAUCCCUUGGAGACAGCACCUGUAUAGUCUCUAUACUAUAAGUGGGCUAGUGCUCGUCCGGUCCAUUUUCCGAGUCGUGGAGUACGCCAUGGGCAAUGACGGCUAUCCAUUGAGCAAUGAAUGGACAUUGUAUGUCUUUGAUUCUGUACCCAUGUUUGCCGCAAUGGUGAUCUUUGCGGUGUGGUACUCUAGUGAUCUGAAGCCUUUCCUUGAUAAAGCUUCUGAGGGCAGUGAGACUAUCGAGAGCAAAGUAUGA
Penicillium cosmopolitanum is the source of this 780-nucleotide messenger RNA. Its product is annotated as RTA1 domain-containing protein. NCBI's taxonomy places the organism in Eukaryota, Fungi, Ascomycota, Eurotiomycetes, Eurotiales, Aspergillaceae. Gene Ontology annotation, cellular component: membrane. The record is from RefSeq and is a predicted model, not a curated record. The coding region runs from base 1 to 780 and encodes 259 amino acids. The transcript is spliced from 3 exons.